Molecule: messenger RNA, 349 nt
Organism: Guillardia theta CCMP2712
Lineage: Eukaryota; Cryptophyceae; Pyrenomonadales; Geminigeraceae
Exons: 2
Source: RefSeq, a predicted model, not a curated record
GCCUGUCGUAUGUUCUGAGGGUCGCAUACAAAUUGGAUCAUGCAGCUUGAUAGCAGAUCUCAGCGACUGUUUCUCCGAGCUGGCUUCCUCUUCUUUGCGUCUUUCCUGGCACUUGUUGUUAUGACGCACAUGUCUGCUAAACCCACUGAGUUGACCUACUGGGAGGAUCAGACGGGGCUCCCAAGUCGACAACAGAGAUGGUUUCAGUGGCAGGCAAUGCAGGAUGCUGGUCCUCCGAUCGGGGAGCAUGGGAUGUGGUGGGACGGGGUGGAUAGAAUGCACAUGUUUGAAGGGGAUCUCCCGGUACUUGACCCUGAAGACCCUCACUACGGUGAGACUUCGCCCAUCC